Molecule: messenger RNA, 1155 nt
Organism: Bombus pyrosoma
Lineage: Eukaryota; Metazoa; Arthropoda; Insecta; Hymenoptera; Apidae
Gene: Eaf6
Product: chromatin modification-related protein MEAF6
Exons: 7
Coding region: 498-1145 (215 amino acids)
Cellular component (GO): NuA4 histone acetyltransferase complex
Source: RefSeq, a predicted model, not a curated record
UUCUGUUCGUCAGCAAGUGACGAACAAAGUUGCCCACAAGUCUGUAAGUCGUUUGAAAAAGUUCGACGAUCUAUGAUGCGAUGCAUUUGAGAUUCUAUCGAAGCUGGACCUGAUCAUUCCGAGGUCAAUUUUUCUGAAGAUUAGAUUAAGUUACUUCCGUGACUGGUCCUAUAAAAAGAAGAAGCUGGUCCGAGAAGAGAGAAAGAGGGUUCAAUCCGAUUCAGCUUUUUGAAUCUUCGCGCACUUCUACGAGCAAUGCGAUUUAGCGUUCCAUGGGCACCAAUCCACGUACAUUCUCCCUGAAAAAAAAAACCAAAAUCAAAGUUUAAUGUCAUGAAGAAGGAACAGAUGAAGAUGGAAAUAAAACUAGAUAACCAGUUAAUGAUAACUUCAAGUCGAUGAAGAAAGUUUUCGUUUAGAGUUGAAUGUAAAGACGUCAUUUGCGCAAAGAAAGUUGAAUCUAGUGUUACUGUUUUGUCAAUAUAUUUAAAUACAUAAUGUCGACGAAAUCCUCCGUCGAUUUGCGAGCAGAACUCGCUGAAUUAGUGAAAAGGAAAGCAGAAAUAGCUGAUACUCUUGCCAAUUUAGAACGCCAAAUCUAUGCAUUUGAAGGUAGUUAUUUGGAAGACACACAAUUGUAUGGUAAUAUAAUACGUGGCUGGGACAGAUAUUUAGCCAGUAAUAAAAAUACUAACAGUAAAGCAGAUAAACGAAAUAGGAAAUUCAAAGAAGCUGAAAGACUAUUCUCAAAAUCUUCUAUUACCUCUAUGGCUGCAGUCAGUGGACUUGUUGAAAACACCCAGGAAAAAAUUGACCGGUACAGUGAAUCGGAGUCGCAGAUCGGCAACAGCGGUAGCGAGGACAAUUGCAGCCUCGUAAAUUCUCAUGGAACAGCUGCCAAUAGCGGCAGUAACAACGGUAAUAAGGAGUCGUCUGGGAAAAACCACUCUGUAACUGGCCAGUAUAGCCAGAAUGGAUCUAUCGCCUCUUCAACCGAGAUUGCUAGACAAUUUGCGAACGGGCACGCAAGCAAUGGCAGCUUGGAGCACGUCUCCUUGAAGGAGAACACUGGAAAAGAGCCUUCGAAAAAUAAGUCUGGGAACAGCGCGAAAAAGAAUAGCAACAAGAGGUCCAGAAAUAGGUAGAAUAACCUCG